Biomphalaria glabrata is the source of this 1035-nucleotide messenger RNA. RefSeq lists its product as uncharacterized. Gene Ontology annotation, cellular component: membrane. The transcript has a single exon. Bases 1 to 1035 code for a protein of 344 amino acids. NCBI's taxonomy places the organism in Eukaryota, Metazoa, Mollusca, Gastropoda, Planorbidae. The record is from RefSeq and is a predicted model, not a curated record.
AUGUCCAGCAUUGUCAGCGAUGAUGCUUUGGCAACUGCCAUGUUUACUUACAGCAAAAUUUUAAGUCCUUCAUUACAGGUCCUGGCCAUCCUGGCCAAUAUUUUCAACAUCGUCACGUUCUGCAAAAUCGGACUCAAAGACAGCGUCAACGUGACGUUUCUGGCCAUCGCUAUAUCGGACGUAGUCUACGUUGUUAUGGACGCGUUCAUCUCUGCAUCCGUGGUGAUAGCUCUGUCUCCAUGGCAACGAGACCUACCCGUCGGCAUGCUGUCUCUGAGCGGUUGCGUUCAUUUCUACCAAUUUGUUUUUCUUGACUCCUCCACCUGCCUGGAGACGUACCUGGCCAUAACAAGGUGUUGCUGUGUGGCAUUGCCGCUAAAAUUCAAAAACAUGUUCACCGUAACGAGGACUUUGAUAAUCAUCAUAAUAAUAUUCACGUGCAACCUCUUUUUGAGGGUGCCGCUAUUUACAUCUUACGGUCUAGCCUGGCUGAAAAGCUCGACAACCAACUUGACGAAACUGUCUUUCGUGGCCCAAAAAGAUUUCCAGACGUUCAACAUGGUGGAACAAGUUGGCGCCAGAACGGUGUGCCCUGUCAUCUUCCUCUUUAUAUCAACCCUCUGCUCAUUUCUGCUGACCAAGUCGUUGGUUGCAGCUUCGCUGAGAAGAAAACUAAUGACCCAAUGUGACAGCUUAGUAAAUAAUAACGCGUCAGAAAAAAGCCAAAUAAAUGAACCAAUCACGACAAAAACUCUAAGCGCAAAAGAGGUACAGCUGGUCAAGGCCGUAACUCUGGUUAUAUUUCUGCUCGGCAAUGUCCUGCUCGUCUUGUCUGUAUUCUCUCUCGCCCAAGCUGCCGUCGCGGAAUUCUAUCCUGGCAAAAAAUACAAGAAUCUCCACGGUGUGGUCACGUACGCUGUCAAUUUAUUGCUCAUAUCGCACGCAGGUUAUAAGUCUAUCAUCUACUAUAAGUUCAACACCAAAUAUAGAAGUACAGUGAACGCAUUAUUGCGUCUUGAUAGCAAGUUACAUUGA